ACACGUAUUGAAACGACGUUUUCCUGUCCUCUACAGCCUACACGCUACGCGGCCUACACCCACAGGCCACAGCUUUCUUCUCUGUUCUGGAAGUUGGUUUUCUUUGACCGUUGGUUUUGCUCUCAAUAAGCUUCUCGAACUCGUCAAAACACGAUAUGAAAUAUGUAAUUUUAUAUUUGUAGUCUGUAGACAAGGACAAUCGGACGGGAAGAGAGAUUUAUUAUUUUUCGUUUUUGGGUGAAAGCAGAUCGUAAGGAUCCAUACGUCCGCUUUGAAGUGCUCCUCUCUCGAUCUUUAUAGAAAACAUUGAUUCCCAGUUACCUGCUUCAAUUCUAUCGCCUGUUCUGUUUAUUGAUGAUAUCUCGUGGUAGAUCUGCUGAUUAAAGGAUUGUUUUGAGGAACGAUUCGGUGCCUUGUCAUUGUUUGAGCCUUUGGUUGAUAUCUUUUGAGGAAACAGUAUUACAGCUAUAAGUGUUUGUAAGUGUUCUUAUAAUGGGCUCAAGAGAUAGUGGAAAUUACAAAGAGGGAAUUGAGGGAUCUAAUGGUGCUAAAACAGAGGAUUCUCUUGACAAUUCGACUUCUCGAAGGAUACUACUACGCGAUGGGAACCCGCAGAGAAAACUAGGUGAUGCUUCACCUGCUCUUCCCUUUGGUAGUCGAUUAAAGUUUCUUAAAUUUGGUUCUGCAUCUGCCAAAUUCAAGCGGAUAGCUGAACAGAGAGAUGAAAUGUCACAGUUGGUGGUGGCUUCCACUAGUGGCCAUCAUUUUCGAGAACGUUUCAGUGGUAUUUUUGGUGGGAAGAUUGAUAGGGAGUCACUGAUGAAAAUGUGCAAAGAAUGGUUCAGAAAUCCGAUGAACUUAGCCCUUUUUGUGUGGAUCUUAUGUGUUGCAAUCUCAGGUGCGAUUUUGUUCCUUGUCAUGACUGGAAUGUUAAAUAGUGCAAUUCCCAGAAAGUCCGAGAGAAAUGUCUGGUUUGAAGUUAACAAUCAAAUCCUCAAUGCACUCUUUACUCUCAUGUGUCUUUACCAGCAUCCAAAACGAUUCUACCACCUUGUACUUCUCUGUAGAUGGAAACCAAAUGACAUUUCAAGGCUCAGAAAGAUUUACUGCAAGGAUGGGACUUAUAAGCCCCAUGAGUGGGCACAUAUGAUGGUUGUUGUUAUCCUGCUUCAUGUGAACUGUUUUGCUCAAUAUGCCCUUUGUGGUCUAAACUUAGGCUAUAAGAGAUCCGAGCGCCCUGCCAUAGGAGUUGGUAUAUGUAUAUCUAUUGCAAUAGGUGCACCUGCAAUUGCUGGUGUAUACACUAUUGUUAGCCCUCUCGGGAGGGACUAUGAUCUCAAAAUGGAUGAGGAAGCACAGGUCCAGACCACUGGUGAAAGUUUGAGGCCUGACCGUUUAAGAUUGAAAUCUUUGGAGAAGAAGUAUUCAUUUGCAUCCGGAGAUGAACAAAGAGUCGCUGAGACUAGACCCCUAUGGAGUGGUGGAAUAUUUGAUUUCUGGGAUGAUAUAUCGAUUGCUUAUCUCUCACUUUUUUGUAGUUUUUGUGUCUUUGGUUGGAAUAUGGAGAGAUUUGGGUUCGGCAACAUGUAUGUCCAUAUCGUAACUUUUAUCCUCUUUUGUAUGGCUCCGUUUUGGAUUUUCAACUUGGCUGCUGUUAAUAUUGAUAAUGAGGCCGUGAGGCAGGGAAUGGUUGCCACGGGGCUGGUUCUUUGUCUGUUCGGUUUGCUAUAUGGUGGCUUCUGGAGGAUUCAAAUGAGGAAGAGAUUCAAUUUGCCAACUUAUAACUUCUGCUUUGGUGAACCAUCAGCUUCAGACUGUGCUCUUUGGCUCUGCUGUUGUUGGUGCACUCUUGCUCAGGAAGUGCGUACCGGAAAUUCUUAUGUAAUCAUAGAAGAUAAGUUUUACAGGAAAGAAACGGAUGGUGAUGACCAGCUACCAAUCUCACCUUUGCCUCGAGAAGACGGCGUUCAGCUUAGUCCUAGCAAGAGCCUCCUACUUGAAAGAAACUCUGCCUCAGCUACUCCGAAUAGGCAGCUUCCUACAGUGAAUGAAGAGACUGUUCCACAACAAGGCGACGACGAAAAAAUGAUCCCACCUGCUCCAUUGGUGAUACAGAGAGAAAUUACAUAGCCAAAGAACAUUUGUAACAUCAUUCUUGUAAUUUUGACUUUCAUGUAUAUUUUUUUUCUCUACUUUUGAGUGCCACAGAAUGUAUUGUAUGCCUUGUGGAGAUUUUACUAGAUACAAUUGUUCUAUUUGGCCGUUUUAAAUUGGAAAUCAAUCUUUGUUUGUUACUA
Messenger RNA from Tripterygium wilfordii, 2297 nucleotides. RefSeq lists its product as uncharacterized. Gene Ontology annotation, biological process: sesquiterpene biosynthetic process. Lineage: Eukaryota; Viridiplantae; Streptophyta; Magnoliopsida; Celastrales; Celastraceae. The transcript has 3 exons. The coding region runs from base 493 to 2130 and encodes 545 amino acids. Gene Ontology annotation, molecular function: cyclase activity. The record is from RefSeq and is a predicted model, not a curated record.